This is a messenger RNA of Cylicostephanus goldi, 222 nucleotides long. The record is from the annotation of a GenBank genome assembly. Lineage: Eukaryota; Metazoa; Nematoda; Chromadorea; Rhabditida; Strongylidae.
GUAUGCUGGCAUCAAGAAGCUGAAUCAGAAGCCGUAAAGUCGCAACACGUUUGUCUUAUGAGAAUUAUCGCUCUGAGACGACAGUUGAUGAUGAUGUCUGUGAUGACGGUUAUGAGCAAAGAAAAUUCAAGAAGAAUGUCGGAGAAUCGGAAGGGAGACACAGCACUCCAGCUUUGCCACAGCAAGGAAGACUCGCACGAGGAGGACGCCGAGGAGAUGUAA